Messenger RNA from Striga hermonthica, 1662 nucleotides. The record is from the annotation of a GenBank genome assembly. NCBI's taxonomy places the organism in Eukaryota, Viridiplantae, Streptophyta, Magnoliopsida, Lamiales, Orobanchaceae.
AUGAGCUCGAAGUCGGCGCCGCGGCACCGGCGCCGAGUGCCUAUCCCGAUCUACCUCGUCCUAAUAGCAACAUUCACCGUCGUCGGCCUAUUGAUGGUGGAUUUCAGGUCCAUCGAUUCAUCCUCCCAACUCCCAAUCAGGAACAAAACCUCGGCAAUCACCGGAGAGGGAGAUACUUCAGCUAAUGCGACGAUGAGCGAGGCCAUGGAUGCUAAUGCUCGAAAGACCUGCGCUACUGUUGAAGAGAUGGGUGAGAUCUUCAGCAGAGGUUAUGCGGAGGAAAGCCUGAGAGUGAGACGAAUCAUUCACGAUCACUUCGCCUUAAAUGGUGCAUCGAGAGUGAGGGAACUCCUUCCAGAGGAAUUCUGCAAUCAUGGUUUCGUGAUUGGAAAAGCAUCAGAAGCUGGUCUGGGUAAUGAACUGUACAAGAUCAUAACUGCUGCAGCCUUGAGCGUCAUGCUAAACCGAUCAUUGAUAAUUGGCCAAACCAGAGGUAGAUUCCCGUUUGGUGAUUACAUCUCGUAUUCCAACGACACGUUUACGUUGAAAGAAGUGAAGCACUUGUGGAGACAGAAUCGUUGUCUGACAAAAUACGGAAGGCAUCUAAUAAUGAGACUCGAUGAUUUUCAGAAGCCAGCGAAGACAAGUGUUCUCUGCAGUAACUGGAAAGAAUGGGAACAACCAAUAAUAUGGUUCCAGAAUACCACUGAUGCUGUGGCUGCUCAGUUUUUCUUAAAGAAUGUACAUAUGGAAAUGAGAGAAGCCGCUUUUGAUCUUUUUGGGAGCCCGGAGAAGCUUCAGUACAGGGCUAAUGUGUUUGGUGAACUCAUGAGGAUUUUAAUGUACCCUUCCAAAGAUGUUGAACAAGCUGUAAACUGGGCUCUUGAUGCAGGGAGAGACCCUGAUAUUGCCCUGCAUAUGCGAAUGAUGAUGAAUCGAUCUGUAAGAGCAAAGCAAGCAGCCAUGGAUUGCCUAAGAAAAGCAAUACAUAAUAAUCUCCCGUCAUUAUCAAAACCUAGAGUUGUUCUGGUGUCUGAUACCCCUUCUGUUGUGAAAGAUAUUGAACCAAGUUUGGAGGAAUUUGCAGAGGUUAUUCACUUUGAUUAUGAAAGCUUUGAUGGAAAUGUAUCUGGCAAUAAUAACAGAUCUACAGCCUUAAACUUUAGAGUCAAGGACUGGGGACCAGCACCCAGAUGGGUAGCUUUUGUUGAUUUUUUCCUAGCAUCCCGUGCCAAGCAUGUUGUUAUUUCCGGUGCUCACCGACGUGUCGGGACAACCUAUGCCCAGUUGAUCGCAGCCCUUGCAGCUGCAUACAGACUUGAUUGCGAAUCUUCCAACAACUGCUCGAGCAUCACAUUCCUCAGUAGCUUCCAAAGUAACUUGCUCUCAGAUGGUCUGAAGAAUCAGGUAGGGUGGGGCCACGUGUGGAACAGAUUUUCAGGUCUACUGAGCUGUCAUGGCCAGGGGAGCCAAUGUGCUUUGACGCCUGUUCUUCCUCCUGCUUGGUGGGACGGGCUCUUGCAGUCGCCCAUUCCACGUGACUCUCGUAGGAUGGAAGCCUAUGGAGUCAAACUUUCGGGUUUCGGGACAGUUGACUAUGGUGCCCUGAAAAAUUUUUGUCAGUUGAGAAAAAAUUCUGUGGUUGGAAUUCAGCUUAUCUAA